Molecule: messenger RNA, 2091 nt
Organism: Orbilia oligospora ATCC 24927
Lineage: Eukaryota; Fungi; Ascomycota; Orbiliomycetes; Orbiliales; Orbiliaceae
Exons: 1
Coding region: 1-2091 (696 amino acids)
Source: RefSeq, a predicted model, not a curated record
AUGCGUUUAACAUCUACUCUACUAUUCCUAUUCAUUGGGAGAAUCGCGGCCCAAGAGAGCUCGGGCUCGUCGACUACCACUGUCUUUGAAACCGUAUACAAUACUUACACUAUCACUCGAAAUAUCGACUGUGAAGACCUAAGCUUAUGCGAAAAUCUUGCCUGGAAUCCAAGACCCGGCAGUCCAGCCCCCGGAAACAAUGGAACCGAAGGGCCUCCAACUGUUAUACCACUGCCUUUUGACCCAAGUUCCACUAGUCCUACAACCCCAUCAAGCACUGCAUCAGACGGCUCUUCUCCUACUGACGAGCCUUUUGAAUUCCUUUUGCGGGGAGACGGUGUACUCAGUGAACAUUUUAUUGCAUUUGACGAGAAUAAAGCCACAGUUUUGGUCCAGUCAGGCAAAGAGCCGCAGUACCUGCAGAUCUCAGCUGAUGGAGAACUUGGGACUGUGAAUACGACAGAAACCACUGAAGUCGUGUUUCUCAGGAUCACGAACGAUACUCUUCCUCUUGUACGAAGGCAGGAUGACUCGAACGCAGAAGUUUACGAAAUCGGAGAUCUACUUCACGCCGCACCCAGCGAAAUUUUGUCGUCAGAUAAAUUGAGUACAUUCUAUUUCUCAGGAACGGUGCUAAAACUCAAUUGGAAGGGAUUGAUAUACACCUUUUACGCUGUCCCGAGAGAUGUCAUCGGGGAAUACUCUUUGAAGAUGGCAAGAUUGGGCACAGUGGUUCCAGCGUCUUUCAUUCCAUUGAAUUUGAAUUAUCUGAGACAGCCAUCUUCGUCAACGACAUCUAUCACCUUCCCGACUGGCACACAAACUGGGGUUUUGCCUAGUACAACGUCCCCUACUAGUAGAAGAUCGAGAUCUCGCUCUACGGGGGUAUCUGAUUCUUCUUCUUCAUCCGGCAAUGAUAGUGAAUCAACGUCGUCUAACACCGGGACCAGUAUUAGUGAUACAGCUACAAAUGCAAGCCCAACUAGUGUAGAUUCGGCUUCCGUUACUCUUGUCUACGACAUCAUCACCUCUUUUAGUUACCAGUCUUUCUGCUCUGAAUACUUGGAAUACACUGGGACUGUCUCUCGCGUAUCAACUGAAGAAUCCUCUGUUCUUGCUGGCACCCUGGUUACGACCUCAACAGACAUAUUCGAAAAAUUCGUCUACACCAGCACAGAAACAACUUACACCGCAACCACAACAGUCACUACUGAUGCAACUGCAAUGGAACGUCGAGAGGUAAUAAGUCCGGUACCAGAAAAUGGACCUCGUGCCGCACAGGCUCAAAUACCUUUUCUCCUGGCUGCAUUUAAUGCCGCCGAAAUCAGUCUUGGCUGUUCAAGCGCUGUUCCAGCUCGAGAAACUUCGACGGAGCAUAGUACCACCACUCGUACCGUCCCCUACGAAUCCACGGAUCUCCAUUCGGAAACAUCGACAACGGAGAUAUCCACAGCUAGUAUUCUAACAGCAGCUGAACCUCUAAAAAUCCCGGUCCCCGCUAAUGGUUACUGGUGGGUUGCUGACGCAUCAAUAACGGCGUUUUACCAUCAGCAUCUCACCGUAAUUCACGAUGAUACGGGUGUCUCCUACGAGGAGCUAACCCAAGCCACAGCUUCCACUGUUUGGUUCAACUUGCAAUGGAAUGACACAGCACAGGCUUAUAACCCUUACUGGCAAUACACAUACACAACCACCAUAAACGGGGCUCCAACUUCAGUAUCAGAAACCCGUUGGUUAUGGUACUAUGUCGAACGUGACACAAUGAACUUGAUGCUUCCUCAACUACUUACCGAGGAGGUAGCAGCUGUGAAGCCACGCGAGCUCAAAAAGGCAUUGUUUACGGUCGAUAUCAAUGGGUUUCUUAAAACUGUCGGUGAACCCGUUAUAUAUAUCUGCCAAUGGCGUGGGAGCAACCUGGCUAUCGGGUACUCGAUCUAUACAUUUUGGGGCCCACGUACGGGAUUCUUGGAGCUUUUGAAGGCAGCAUUGAUUCUACGUGGAGAUACGACCACUGAGCCUUAUGGCUGUGAAAACGUCUCCGAUGCUCUUCAGGUCAUUGCAUUUGCUGGAGAUUCUCUCGGAAAGAAAUAA